AUGUCCAAGGACGAGACCAAGGAGGGCGUUGCCCAAGAGGUCUCCCACGAGGAGAAGCACGUCGUCGACAAGGAGGUGCUGGACACGGCUGAGCCUGCCCAUCGCCGCCAGUCUGCUGCCGUCAACCUGGUCGAGAACCCCCUCAAGCGCGUCUCCAAGGAGCAGAACCUUCUCGAUGCAAAGGCAUUUGCCGAGCAGCACGGGAUGCCCGACAAGGCCGAGCUCUUUGGCAAAGCUGCCCUCGUAGCUCGCGACCUGGACGCCUUCAACACCGUCACUGAGCUCAACGAGGAGGAGCUCGCCGCCCUCCAGUACGAAAAAGACCACAAGUGGCAUGGCCCCUUCAUGCUGUGGUACUCAAUUGGCCUCUGUGCCGUUGGUGCCGCCACUCAGGGAUGGGACCAGACCGGAUCCAACGGUGCCAAUCUGUCCUUCCCCAAGGAGUUCGGCAUCGACAGCGGCUCCCAACAUGAUGAGUGGAUUGUCGGUCUCGUCAACGCCAUCAUUUUCCUGACUGCUGGUCUCAUCGGUGCCUUCAUCGUCGAUCCUCUCAACCACUACCUCGGCCGACGAGGUGAAAUCUUCGUCACUGCUCUCUGCCUCACUGCCACCCCCAUCGGCUCUGGUUUCGCAAGGACCUGGCAGGAGCUCUUCGCCGCCCGAUUCGUCAUGGGCAUCGGCAUCGGCGCAAAGAACGCCACUGUCCCCAUCUACAGUGCUGAAAUGGCCCCUGCCCGCGUCCGUGGUGCUCUGGUCAUGUUCUGGCAGCUCUGGGUCGUUGCUGGUAUCUUCCUCGGUUUCUGCGCCAACGUCAUCGUCAAGGACACCGGUGACAUCGCAUGGCGUCUCCAGCUGGGAUCCGCCUUCAUCCCCUCCUUCGUCCUCGGCGCCGGCAUCUUCUUCUGCCCCGAGUCCCCCCGUUGGCUCAUGAAGCACGGAAAGAUCGCCAAGGGCUUCGAGUCCAUGAACCGCCUCCGCGCCCACCCCAUCAUCGCCGCCCGCGACUACUACUACUCCCACGUCAUCUAUGAGGAGGAGCUCAAGGAGGCUGCCGGUGCUGGCUACUUCUCCCGCCUGUGGGACUGCUUCCGCAUCCCCCGAAUCAGGCGCGCAAACUACGGUGCUUCCACUGUCAUGCUUGCCCAGCAGAUGUGCGGAAUCAACAUCAUCUCUUUCUACAGUUCCACCAUCUUUGAGGAGGCUGGCUACCUACCCACCGAAGCUCUGUACGCCUCUCUGGGUUACGGUGCUAUCCAGGUCGUGUCGACCAUCCCUACUCUGUUCCUGAUUGACACCAAGGGUCGACGAACACUGACUCUGGCUACCUUCCCCGGAAUGUGUAUCUUCUUGCUUGCUGCUGGUCUUUCCCUGUUGAAGACCGACGGUUCCCGUGCUGAGCAGCUCGCCCCCGUUGUCCUGUUCAUUUACCUCUUCACCAUCUGCUACUCCCUUGGUGAGGGACCCGUUGCCUUCCAGUACUCUGCCGAGGUGUUCCCAACCAUUCAGCGUGAACAGGGCAUGGCCUGGGCUGUGUGCAUCAACAACACUUUCGCUGGUGUCCUUAGUCUUACCUUCCCCCCUAUGCGAAAGGCCAUGACACCUACCGGAGCUUUCGGAUUCUACGCUGGAUUGAACCUGAUAGCCUGGUUCAUGAUCUUCUGCUUCGUUCGUGAGACCAAGCAACUGACCCUGGAAGAGUUGGACCAGGUCUUCUCCGUCCCAACCAAGGAGUUCAUCGCCUACGAGUCCAAGGUGUGGCUCCCAUACUUCAUCAAGCGCCACAUCUUCCGCAAGAACAUCCCCAAGCCUCCCCCUAUCAUCGAGAAGGCCGGAAACACCUCCGACUCCAACUAA
Clonostachys rhizophaga is the source of this 1854-nucleotide messenger RNA. The record is from the annotation of a GenBank genome assembly. Lineage: Eukaryota; Fungi; Ascomycota; Sordariomycetes; Hypocreales; Bionectriaceae.